AUGGAUGUGGAAGAUGAGUCCGAGGACUCCUUCAACAACUUUGUGGCUGUCCUGGGCCUGGGGAGGGAGGAUGAGGACCUUCUGCCGCCUGCAAAGUUGCAAACAGAAGCCAGGGUCCUACCCAUCAUUUGCAUGGGCAAGGGCUACACGAGCUUUGUGCACAAAGUAGAUGCUCUUCUCUACGCACUUGCCCUGGAGUCCACAGUGGAUGAUCGACAGGCCAAUCUGCAAGCCUACGGUCAAAGGGAACUGAAAUCAAGCUCGCCGAUACGGAAGAAUUUGUCUCUGGAGCCAGACUGCCUUGACGAGCCGCACUCAGAGCAACAGCCAGCAGUUGCCUUGGUACCGGCCCGGUUGGAGGAUCCAGAGGAAAGCGCUCGAUUGGCACGUUUCUUCCCCAACUGUUUCAAGAUUCCAGGUAUUAAGCAUAUUUGUGACAACCUUCUGGGCUCUACGUUACAAGCACUUCCACAGUGGUCCUCACUCUUGCCGAAGCUGCAGUCACUGGAUCAGCUGCUUUCGAACGUGGCGUGGAGGGAGCGAUUCGUUGCUCUAUGCUUAAAUGAUCGACCCAUGCACGAGAGGAAUGCAAUCCUACAGUGGAAAGCGGAUCAUUUGGGCGGAUUGCGAUGGCAAGUAAUAUCUGGUUUCUGUCGGGAGGUUUUGCCAAUUGAGACUUUGCUUCGCAAUGCUUGGAACACCAAUCGGUACAUGCUAGGGUCGGUUGAGACCAAACAACCCUUUCUGGUUGAAGAAUGUUCGAAAGCGCAUUUACAACGGAUACGGGAUCUAAUGGCCGAUGAUUACAGUUGGGCAUGCAUAGCACUGGUUGCUAUGUUGUCCAGUGAAGCAGAUCUAAUUGGAUCCUGGUCGGAAGCAUGCCCUUGCCACCCUCUUGAGUAUGAAACCGGGAGGUCCAGGUCACGGACAAAUUCAGCAGCCAAGAAGGAGGCGAAACAAUGUCCGUUCCGAUCUUGCCGUGCCCCGGAACUCGCUGCCGGCAAAGGAAUUCAGCUGUUGUGUGAGCGAAUGUCGGGCCACCGUGGCCCUUUCCUUGAGUAUGCGCACAAGGCCCCGGAAGCCAAGAGACACGAGUUGAUCUCAUCAUGGAGAGCUGCCUGCUCAAAGUUAUUUGGAUUCUAG
Messenger RNA from Cladocopium goreaui, 1143 nucleotides. NCBI's taxonomy places the organism in Eukaryota, Dinophyceae, Suessiales, Symbiodiniaceae. The record is from the annotation of a GenBank genome assembly.